AUGGAUUUAACAAAAGAUAAUAUUGUUAAAAUAGCUAAUAGUCUUUGUUUAAAUGAUCUUAAGAAUCUUAUGCCAUAUGAUAAGAUUUAUAAUUAUAAGAACAAUGAUAUAUAUGAAGCUGAAUUAUUUGAUAUGAAAAAUAUUAAGAAAAAAGAUAUAUAUUCUUGUUUUUGUCUUGUCAAAGAAAAUUUAGAAGAAAUGUACAAGAAAUCAUCUUUUGGAUGGUCAUCCAAGAGAAAACUUAAAGAAAUGAAAGCAAAGAAUACAAAAUAUAUUAUUAUUAGAAAAGAAAAGAAACAAGAUAUCAUUGGAUUUUUAAGUUGUCAAUUUGUAACUGAAGCAGGUGAACAUGUUAUUUAUUGUUAUGAAAUACAAGUUCUACAAGCAUAUCGUGGAUUUGGUAUUGGAUAUAAUCUUAUGAAAAUAAUGGAAAAUUUGGGUCUAAAACUGGGUUUUAGAAAAGCUAUGUUAACUGUAUUUAAUUGCAAUAAAAUUGCAUUGAGUUUUUAUGAAAAAAUGGGGUAA
Molecule: messenger RNA, 525 nt
Organism: Pneumocystis carinii B80
Lineage: Eukaryota; Fungi; Ascomycota; Pneumocystomycetes; Pneumocystales; Pneumocystaceae
Exons: 4
Coding region: 1-525 (174 amino acids)
Cellular component (GO): nucleus
Molecular function (GO): protein N-terminal-serine acetyltransferase activity; histone H2A acetyltransferase activity; histone H4 acetyltransferase activity
Source: RefSeq, a predicted model, not a curated record